Molecule: messenger RNA, 2357 nt
Organism: Carassius carassius (crucian carp)
Lineage: Eukaryota; Metazoa; Chordata; Actinopteri; Cypriniformes; Cyprinidae
Product: probable C-mannosyltransferase DPY19L1
Exons: 22
Coding region: 155-2344 (729 amino acids)
Cellular component (GO): nuclear inner membrane
Molecular function (GO): mannosyltransferase activity
Source: RefSeq, a predicted model, not a curated record
GCGAUGGCGACUUCAUUCAACAGAUCAGUGAAGUCCCACAGCGCUCGAACUGUGCAGGACUACAGAUGAUAGGCUCUCGGAAGAGUCAAACAUCUGGUUUUAUCGCGUAUCUACGCUACUGUCGCUUCCCUGCUACAGACAGAAAUAUGAAAACAUGGUAGUUAAAGCCAGAAAAUCAAAUUCCAAGGACCAGAGCAGCGAGAAGGACAGGAGUCAGUCCGCGUCAGGGAAAAGCAAGCGUGCCAAAGAUGGGAAGGGCUCGGCUUCCCAGAGUAAAAACGGACUUUUUCCAGGGUUAAUUAGAAGCAAAGUAGGUUUGAGCCCCUCCGCUUUUGCAAGAGGAAUAUCAGUGUUGGUUCUCGCUAUUAUUGUGGGAUUUUUACACUGGUAUCAUCUCUCACAUCUGUUUGAAAAUGACAGACAUUUUUCACACAUGUCGUCUUUGGAAAAGGAGAUGGCCUUUCGAACAGAGAUGGGACUGUAUUACUCCUACUUCAAGACCAUCAUCAAGGCUCCUUCUUUCAUGGACGGUCUGUAUAAAAUCAUGAACGAUCGUCUCACUGAAUAUCCUCUGGUGAUAAACACUCUGAAGAGGUUUAACUUGUACCCUGAGGUGGUCUUGGCCAGCUGGUACAGAGCAUACACUAGCACAAUGGAUUUCUUUGGGAUCCCUACCAAGAUGUGUUGGACCAUCAACAGAGGGGAGGGUCUAGAUCCGGUGGAGAGCUGUGAAGGUCUGGGGGAUCCUGCUUACUUUUAUGUCACAUUUGUGUUCCUGUUAAAUGGGGCAAUGAUGAGCCUCUUCUUCAUUUAUGGAACAUAUCUGAGUGGCAGUCGACUGGGUGGCACUGUUACAGUUCUGUGUUUCUUCUUUAAUCAUGGAGAGAGUACUCGGGUCAUGUGGACACCACCUCUGAGAGAGAGCUUCUCCUACCCCUUCCUGGUUCUGCAGAUGCUUCUGCUCACUUACAUCCUCCGGACAAGGAACCCAAGCAAGAAUACCAUGAUGGCUCUGGGGAUCUCCAAUAUUUUCUUCAUGCUGCCAUGGCAGUUUGCUCAGUUUGUCUUGCUUACCCAGGUGGCAUCCCUUUUUGCUUCAUAUAUACUGGGAUAUCUGAGUCCGGCAAAAAUGCAGUCUGUCUUAGUAACUCACAUGAUCUCCUUAGCCGUCUGUUUUUUUUUAAUGUUUGGGAACUCAAUGCUCUUGACAUCCUUCUACGCCUCUUCACUGAUCUCCAUCUGGGGGGUAAUUGCACUCAGGGGUUGUUUGGUUGGUAUAUUCAAACCUGGACUCUUCACAUGGGUCAUGCAGUGCCUUGCAUGGGUGGUCUCCACUGUCAUUCUGAAGUUCAUGCUUUCAGUGAUCUUUGGGGCAUCAGAUGAUGCCCACAUCAGCAGUCUGAUCAAAUCCAAGUUCACAAGCUACAAAGACUUUGACACGAUGAUGUACACGUGUGCUGCUGAGUUUGACUUCAUCGAAACAGAGACUCUCAUCCGGUACAUCAAAACCAUGCUGCUUCCAAUUAAUGUGCUGAUUGUGGGUUUUAUUGCAGGAACGACUAUACAGGACAUUGUGUUUCUCAGAAAUAGAACUACAGAAAAGUCAGAGGAUGAUGAAAUGGAGCAGAGCCAGAUGUUGGCGAAGGGAGUGUUGGUGUAUCACAGUCUGCAGCUGGUGGCGUUUGCAGUGCUGGCUGUGCUCAUCAUGAGGCUGAAGCUCUUCCUCACUCCUCACAUGUGCAUCAUGUCCUGUCUGAUCUGCUCCAGACAGCUAUUUGGCUGGGUAGGAGAGAAGUUUAAACUUCAGCUGACGGUUGUGGGAAUAUUAUCCAUCAUGGCAGUCCAAGGAGUCGCCAACCUGCAGAGUCAAUGGGGCAUCAUAGGAGAAUUCAGUAACUUCCCUCAAGAAGAGCUCCUGGAAUGGGUCAAAGACAACACUAGCCCUAAUGCUGUGUUUGCUGGUGCAAUGCCCACCAUGGCGAGUGUGAAACUGUCCACAGGAAGAGCCAUAGUGAACCACCCACACUAUGAAGACGCAGGAUUGAGAGAAAGAACAAAGAUGGUGUAUGCCAUGUACAGCCGAAAGCCAGCUGAGGUGGUGAAGCGAAACUUAAUAAAGCUGCAGGUGGACUAUUUCAUCCUUGAGGACUCGUGGUGCACCAGACGCUCCAAGCCUGGUUGCAGCAUGCCUGAGAUCUGGGACGUGGAGGAUGCACAAAAUGCAGGGAAAGUGCCACUUUGCACUCUCAUGUGGAGGGAUUCACGUCCUCACUUCUCCACCGUCUUUCACAAUGACAUUUACAAAGUCCUGCGAGUUCCCAAAACAGUGAGAGAUAUGAGAUAACAGAAGUUAUCCC